Molecule: messenger RNA, 1458 nt
Organism: Ylistrum balloti
Lineage: Eukaryota; Metazoa; Mollusca; Bivalvia; Pectinida; Pectinidae
Exons: 3
Coding region: 1-1458 (485 amino acids)
Biological process (GO): transmembrane transport
Cellular component (GO): membrane
Molecular function (GO): transmembrane transporter activity
Source: RefSeq, a predicted model, not a curated record
AUGUCGGUUCCGCGUUCAGCACGAUACCUUAGUGUAAUGAAAUGGAUUGGUUUGGCGAUUGGAUGUUCAGCCAAGUUCGUAUCCGGAUCUUUAUUCGUGUUUAAUGCCUAUGAAGAUGCUUUAAAAACAACAUUUAACUUCACCGCUAAAGAGGUCCAGCUGCAGUCGUCCUUCCUUAACAUUGGCCUUGGGAUCGGAUUCCUUCCGGGGAUGUUUUACGAUAGAUUCGGGCCGCAGUGGUGUUCGGGUUUAGGAUUGGUCUUGUCCCUGACUGCAUAUCUACUCAUUUGGAGCACCACCAGGUCCAUCACAUUCUAUAGUUCACAUAGCUGGCUGAUGGCGUUCUAUUUCUUCCUCUGUGGUCUAGGAUCUGUGUUCACCUAUAUGGUCGCUCUCAACACUAACGCCAUCAACUUCCACCCAAAACACCGCGGAAAAAUCGUGGGAAUCCUCAAUGCCUUUUUCGCUGGCAGUCCAUCAGUGUUUUCAGCGCUAUAUUUCCAUGUUAUUGGGAAGGAUGACCCCAAGAGUGCUGACAGUUUCUCAACUCUGAUGCUAGUGUUCGCCGUGUGUUUCGUAGUAAUAGAUAUUCUUUGUAUUGCUUUCAUGCGAGUGUAUCCACGCACAGAGCCAGCGGACAAAAUAACACCGGAUGUGAAGGUUGACGGCAAUUCUGAUGGUAGUAUACAUGUUUACAACAAAGGAUUCAACGGUGACGAUGUCUCUGUUGACAAAGGUUUGUCCGAACAGAACGAAAAUACAGAUGACCUUAAGACAUCUUCUAUAGAUUCGGCAGUUCCGAAUUACUCCAUUCCUGGAGAUAUGUCUCUUUUAAAAAUCCUCACAACACUUGAUUAUCACCUACUGACAUGGUUAUUUACUUUCGCAUCUGUAACGGGUCUCGUGUAUACGAUCGCGUUGACACAGACUACGGCAGCCUUAGGUCUAGACAAUCAUAACGCAGACAUCGUCAUUAUUAUACCAAUCGCCAACGCUGUCAUCAGCGCCGCCAUCGGCUUGAUUUCUGACUACUUCCAGCAAAGGUUACCCCGGCUUGGUAUUCUAAUAGCGGGGAUUAUAGCAUUCGUUACAUGUCAGUGUCUGGUAGUAGGAUUAGCUGACAAGUACCCGGUUCUAGUCACCGCCACAGUGAUUAAUGGAAUGGGACAGGGCAUCAUCUGGUCCCUCUCUCCUGCUGUCAUGAGUGAAAUGUUCAGCGUCAAAAAUCUCGGCCGUAACUGGGGCAUCGCCCUACUUGCAUCUGCUCUUAUUGGUCUUGGAGCCCAAGAGGCUUUCGGUGCACUCUACGAUGCAGCGAUAUCAAUCCCUGGGGAGGUGUACUGUUAUGGAAUGAGUUGCGUCCGUGGAGGACACGCCGUCAUUCUCGGAAUGGCCGUGCUCGCAAUGAUUCUUGGUGUGGCACUCUUCAUGCGGAGGCGCAAAAAGACAAAUAUGUAA